AUGUGGCGAGACCGCACUAAUUUAUACAUCUCAUACCGUCAAUCCUUCGCCCACCACCCCUCAAAAAAGCCGCGAUAUCUCGGAGCUUGGAAUAACAAUGCGGACUCGUCGUCGAUAUCAGAAGAGCGUCGCGGACUUAUGUCCGGCGGCGGAUUUGAAGAUGACGGCGAUGCCAUCAUUGAAAUGGACCUCCUUCCACCCCGAUGGGUCGAUAUCCAAGACGAAGUGACUGAAAUAUUGGCCGGAAUCGCCCAGAAGUCUGCCCGGUUGGAUAAACUCCAUCAGAAACAUGUUUUGCCCGGAUUUGGAGAUGAGGAUGCCAGAAAGGAAGAGGAAGGUGUGAUUGAACAAUUGACGCAGGAUAUCACCCGGGCUUUCCACGAUUGCCAGCGCGCGAUCCAGAGAAUCGAGGCGAUGGUCAAUGUACAGAAGCAACAGGGAGGAGUUAGCAAGGGGGAUGAAACGAUGGCGAAAAAUAUUCAGAUAUCACUUGCCGGGAGGGUUCAGGAAGCCAGCGCCGGCUUUAGAAAAAAGCAAAGCACAUAUCUGAAAAAAUUACGGAGCUUGGAUGGAAUGACACCGCUGGAGCGGUCUGCAACGCCUGUACAAAACCCAUAUAUGGAUCCCUCCCUAAUAGAGUCUGAUGCCGACAAAUCCUACUCACAAUCAACCCUCCUCCAAACAUCCCAGAAGCAAUUACAGACCAAUGAUGCCGUCAUACUCCAGCGCGAGCGCGAAAUCAAUGAUAUCGCGAGGGGAAUUAUAGAAUUAUCUGAUAUUUUCCGUGACCUACAAGCCAUGGUUAUAGAUCAGGGCACUAUGCUCGACCGCAUCGAUUUUAAUGUCGAGCGGAUGAACGUAGACGUAAAAGCGGCGGAUAAGGAACUGACAGAUGCAACCAGCUACCAAAAACGCACCACGAAACGCAAAAUUCUUCUCCUCCUAAUCCUCCUCGUCGUGGGCAUGUUUAUCCUCCUCCUUGUAAAACCCAAACGAAGCAGCAACUCAUCCCAGAACCCUCAGCGGAACAACCAACGAAAGAAACUAUUCCCAAAGACAAAACAUUCAGCGGUGUCAUCGGUCCGGGCGGCCUAG
Molecule: messenger RNA, 1095 nt
Organism: Paracoccidioides brasiliensis Pb18
Exons: 4
Coding region: 1-1095 (364 amino acids)
Biological process (GO): vesicle-mediated transport; vesicle fusion; intracellular protein transport
Cellular component (GO): membrane; endomembrane system; SNARE complex
Molecular function (GO): SNARE binding; SNAP receptor activity
Source: RefSeq, a predicted model, not a curated record